This is a messenger RNA of Prunus armeniaca (apricot), 669 nucleotides long. NCBI's taxonomy places the organism in Eukaryota, Viridiplantae, Streptophyta, Magnoliopsida, Rosales, Rosaceae. The record is from the annotation of a GenBank genome assembly.
AUGGAGUUUGGGAGCUUGUGCCUUUACCACAAGGGGAGCAAACCAAUUGGUUGCAAGUGGGUGUUCAAAACUAAGAGAAAUUCAAAGGGGCAGAUAGAUAGAUAUAAGGCUAGAUUGGUUGCUAAGGGGUUCACACAAAACGAAGGAAUUGAUUUCAAUGAGACCUAUUCACCUGUCUCAACAAAAGACUCCUUUCGAGUGAUCAUGGCUCUAGUAGCUCAUUUUGAUUUACACUUGCAUCAAAUGGAUGUUACGACUGCAUUCUUGAAUGGAAACUUAGAGGAAGAAAUUUAUAUGCAACAACUAGAAGGUUUCAUUCAAGAGAAUGGAGAAAAUCUGGUUUGCAAGUUGUGUAAAUCAAUCUAUGGUCUAAAACAAGCAUCUAGCCAGUGGUAUAUAAGAUUCAACGAGGUUGUUAAACUAUAUGAUGACAUUCUGCUAGCUUGCACAAACAUGUCCAUGUUACAUGAUUGCAAGGCAUUCCUGGCUAAACAUUUCGACAUGACAAAUUUGGGAGAAGCCUCAUACAUUUUGGGAAUCGAAAUUAGCAUAAAUAGAAAGAGAGGUAUGUUGGGACUAUCACAGAAGACUUAUAUAGAAAAGAUACUCAAAAGGUUUAACAUGGAAGGUUGUGCAGGGUCAGAUGUGCCUAUUUCAAGGAAAGCGUGA